Symbiodinium natans is the source of this 1452-nucleotide messenger RNA. The record is from the annotation of a GenBank genome assembly. NCBI's taxonomy places the organism in Eukaryota, Dinophyceae, Suessiales, Symbiodiniaceae.
AUGCCCUCGCUCCAAGGCGUUGAGAGCCAUUUAGGCAAGCUUGAUCAGGUCGAUAAGCCAUCACGACUGGCGCUCUCACGUGCGAAAGUCGAGCGUUUCCGACAGGUUCCUGGCCAUUGGUUGCUCGGCGUUUUAUCGCAACUUGGCCCGGGGGCGAAGUUCAUCACUCAGAAGAUCGAGGAGUGGUCGCUCAUGUACGGUCAAGAGGGGGUCUUCGAGAUGAACCUUGCUGGGUCCCGUUCCGUCGUUGUGUGUUCUUGGGAGCAAGCACAUCACGUCCUAUCCCGAAGGCCCUUUAAGGUAACGCGAGGUUCGAAGAUUCAAAACGCCUCAGACAUCUUUGCCUUCCUGUUCACUUCGGAGGGGGAGCGCUGGAAGCGCGAGCGGCGCGUGCUGGCCCCUUUCUUCAACUCCAAGAGUGUGGAAAGCCACGUUGGAGCCAUUGAGGAGGUCGCGCAGCAGCUUUUGCUGGAGAUCGACAAGGAUGCCUCCAAGGGAAAGGUGGACUUCUCGGCUCUUCUGCCCUUGUACAGCGCAGAAGUGGUUUGCAAGACAGCUCUGGGCCAAGAGUUGCAAUUGCUUGCGACUCGCAACGAUGAGAUCACCUCUGAUAUCAAGCGGCUAUUUCAGGCUGUGCAAUUGCGGUACUUCUCGCCGAUACCCUACUGGAAGAUUCCGGGGCUGGGUUGGCUCAUCGACAAUGGUGCAGAAAUAUCCGGACGCUUUGACCGGCGCUCUGAGGAGGUUCUGAACAAUGCGAGCCGCAGCAGGAAAAGCAUUGCACAGAAGUUGAUGGACAUGGAUGGCGACAGGUUUACUCACAAAGAGCUGCUUGAAAACGUAGCUGGCCUUUUCGUAGCGGGCACAGACACGACAAGCCUCACCACAUGUUGGGCCUUCUACCACCUGGCUCGGGAUCAGGAGCUUCAGACAAAAGUCGCAGAGGAAGUGCGGUCACUUCCAGAUCAUGAGGUCUCUUCUGCACAGCUGGACUCCUUUCCUUUGCUGCAGGCGCUGUGGUUGGAGACGCUUCGCUGUCACGGACCGCUGACCUUCAUGGAUCUGGAAGCGACGGAGCCUGUGACCCUGGCAGGUCGCAAGCUGCCGGAGGGAACCACGAUUUUCCUCGCCUUGCGGAGUAUCUUGAGGAAUGAUCCAGAAGUCAAGAAGGAACUUGGUGAUGACUUGCAUGACUUCCGUCCAUCGCGGUGGUUGGGGCCCGAGGGCCUGAACAGACAUCCACCCUUCGAUGCACUCCCAUAUGGCUACGGACCCCGCAUUUGCGUGGGAAUGCGGCUUGCGGAUUAUGAGGCGCGCCUCGCCAUUGCCAAGGUGGUUCAUCGGUUCGUACUCGAGAAGUGGGACAGGCGACCACUGAUCGAGACCAUGACCACGGUAGGCAACCAGCCCGAAGAGCCCGUCGCCAUUAGCGUUCGGCUCAGGGCCACGUGA